AUGGAUGGGCAGCAGGGAAAUGGAGUUGCCACCAAAUCAUCCGCCAUUCGACUAGAGCACAUGCCUCAGCAAGCGUGGGUGUGGGCACCGGGAGACGAUUGGACAGGGGUCAUAGAUCGAAGUGAACGGCGAAAACUACAGAACCGCCAUAAUCAGAGGGCAUACCGGCUACGACGCAAAGGUAAGGCCAUAGAACGACAAGAGGCCCCAUUUACCUCCUUUGCUUCCCAGGAAGUGUCAGACGUUGCUCUCUUCACGCCAUCGGUAGACUCCGUAGCAGAAAGCACAGAAGAACUUAAAUGCACCCAUGCUCCACCAUACGCGCUACAAUUCCGCCGUUGGUUUGAGGCCAAAGCCAGGGAUAGCUAUCUGUGUGGCUCCCCACGAUUAGAGCAUCUGAUUAGCCUCAGCCGUCUGAAUGUCCAUCGAGCAAUCAUUGAAAAUAUCUCUGCGAUAGGGAUGACCGAUGACUGGAUGAAAAGUGACGAUUCAAUCUCGAUCUUUAACCUCGUUCAUCCUGGGUUCUCGGAGGAGAAGAUUCCGCCUAGUCUACGCCCAACCCUCAUUCAGCGGACUAUACCGCAUCACCCCUGGUUGGAUUUCUUCCCGUUUCCCCGUAUGCGAGAUAAUCUCAUCGCUGCGGGAAAUACUUUGGAUGAUGAUGACUUGUGUCAUGAUUUGAUGGCUUUUUGGGAUACAAGAAAUACAGGCGCGACCUUACUCGUGUGGGGAGAGCCAUGGGACCCUAAGAACUGGGAGGUUACCGAGGGCUUUUGUAAAAAAUGGGGAACGAUGCUGUGGGGAUGUUCUGAACUGCUUGUUUCUACAAAUUGUUGGAGAAUGAGGAGGUGGGAGAAGCCUUUGGCCUGGAGACAGUUGCUACAGUCAUAG
Messenger RNA from Aspergillus alliaceus, 891 nucleotides. RefSeq names its product bZIP transcription factor. The record is from RefSeq and is a predicted model, not a curated record. Lineage: Eukaryota; Fungi; Ascomycota; Eurotiomycetes; Eurotiales; Aspergillaceae. Bases 1 to 891 code for a protein of 296 amino acids. The transcript has 2 exons.